This is a messenger RNA of Daldinia childiae, 642 nucleotides long. RefSeq lists its product as uncharacterized. The coding region runs from base 1 to 642 and encodes 213 amino acids. The transcript has a single exon. Lineage: Eukaryota; Fungi; Ascomycota; Sordariomycetes; Xylariales; Hypoxylaceae. The record is from RefSeq and is a predicted model, not a curated record.
AUGUUUACCGCUCCGAAUUCUCCACGGCUUGAUGAUCUUGACUCACCCAGGACAGGCCGUUUGAAUACUAUGGUCAGACGCUCAACGAUGCCUGAGGCCGCUGAGCACCGUGGUGGGAUGUCUGAGGGAGAAGGUCGUGACCACCUAAUUGGUCGGCGGCCUGCAUGGACGCGUGGGAGCUCGUGGAUUGGUUCACAGCGGACCGGGCAUCCCAGUGCCGAUGAUGCUGAUAUUCAACCUCGCACACCUGGUCAUCGCCGCCGUAUUUCUGAGAUGUUUGGAGCAGGCGGCGGAGUAUCAGAUGGCGACUGGUUGACAGCACCAAGACGACCAUUCUUAGGCGCGGAUCGAGCUGCAACUUUCGGUGCUCAGAGAUGGAGGCAGGUGAAGCAUACGCUGAAAAUGCUUGGUAAGAGGAGAACAGAUCAGUUCGAUUUCUACAAAUCUGCCGAGCUCAUGGCUGAGCUGCGGGCUGUGACGCCGGCUGUUGUCAUCCUCGCCAGUAUGCUGCAGCGAGACGAGCAUGGGAACAAGCGCAUACCUGUCCUUCUUGAGCAGCUUAACCUACGGGUCAUCGACAGUCGUCCAGAAGAUAGCACUAGUGAGAGACACUAUCUUUACAAUCGCCUUGGAGUAUGGUAG